Messenger RNA from Glossina fuscipes, 2736 nucleotides. It is a transcript of the gene Cad96Cb, whose product is annotated as cadherin-related tumor suppressor. Gene Ontology annotation, cellular component: catenin complex; plasma membrane. Bases 240 to 2684 code for a protein of 814 amino acids. Gene Ontology annotation, biological process: homophilic cell-cell adhesion. The transcript has 5 exons. The record is from RefSeq and is a predicted model, not a curated record. Lineage: Eukaryota; Metazoa; Arthropoda; Insecta; Diptera; Glossinidae. Gene Ontology annotation, molecular function: cadherin binding; calcium ion binding.
CGAUAUCAUCGUGAAGUGAGCGUUAUAUGCAACGUUUAGUUCAGUGUCGUUAUCUGGUUUUUCUCGUUGCUCUAAUCUCAAGUUAACUUUUACUGAAAUUAUGUUGACACUUUCAACAAUUAUGAAAUCCAUUAGCAGCAACCAUUGCGUGUGUUACUGGCUUAACAACUUAAUUAUAAUUUGAUUAUAUUGAUUGAUUGUUUAAACCGCAAAACGAGAAAGUGUUGAAGAAAUUUUACAUGCAAUUGUCAUUAACUGCAUUGACAGCAUUUAUCAUUAUCAGGAUGUGGAUUAUCUAUCAUUGGAUUAUUAUGGUAGGCUUAAUAAGCCUAAUUUUACCAAUUAUUGCUGUUGAAAGGGCUAUACUGGAUUCACGGUGCUAUCUGGAGGGCGGUGGUUCAGCCGAAAGUUUUUUAGCUAGCGAAGAUCUAGAGAUCGGCGCAAUUAUUGGUAAGCUGCGCAUAAACGGCGAUCCAGAUAUCGAUAAUGGUGAUAUUAAUCUAACGUUAAGAGAAAAAGACGCAUCUUUAGAGAUAGUCGCAGGAACCAAAGAAUUAGCUUUAACCGUUGAAUUGGAUAAGGAAGGCGUAAAAGGGCCUUCAUCAAUAUAUGUUAACGUUAUAUGCCUACGAAGACAUUCAACAGAUCCGAGUUUUGUUAUACCUGUCAAUGUGCGUGUAAUCGAUGUCAAUGAUAAUGCCCCCGAAUGGAUAGCUGCACCGUAUACAUUAACUCUAUCCGAAGUAACUGUACCUGGUACGCGUAUAUUGCAAGGAGCAAAGGCCGAAGAUGCUGAUCAACCCGGAUCAUUCUCAACUGUUGAAUAUCAAAUUUUGCCGGGGCAUUAUUCAGAAUAUGUGCAAUUUCUAAAUCCCCUAGAAGGGACUUUAGUAUUAAAGAAAUCCUUAGAUUACGAAGUAAUGCAAAAUUUUACUGUAAAACUACGGGCUCAAGAUCAAGGAAUACCUCCAAAAUACUCAGAUACUACGCUCCGAGUUGUAAUUACAGACGCCGAUGAUCAAAAUCCUAAAUUUUUAAGAGAAUCGUACAGUGCUGAACUGCCAGGCGAUGGCAGACCCGGUGAGCUACGGACGCGUCCAGAGCCAAUUAGGGCCAUCGAUCAAGAUGAGGGCAUUUGUGCACCUCUACAAUAUUCUAUUGUACAAUCACAAGAUACCAAAUACUUUCGUAUACAUCCGCACAGUGGAGUGAUAACACUGCUUACACCUAUCGGUUAUUCGGAUUUAACAAACGGGGCGACAUUGGUAGUUAAAGCUACGCAAGUCGAUAAUCCCGAUCGUUACGCCUUGACAACGGUAACAUUAACUCGUCUCGGUGGAAUACACAACGACAUUAGUGCCUUGGCUUUUGUGCAAAAAAAGUUUUAUAUGCGUAUACGUGAGGACACAGCGGUGGGCAAUCGAAUCUUAGCCUUGCCAACUAAUAAGCCAGGAAAGCAUUUAAAAUAUAGCAUACCGGACCCAGUGAAUUCUCAAUUUUUUAAUGUGGGCAUGUUGGGCGAAGUCAUUCUUACGAAGCCUUUGGAUUAUGAAAAAAUGACCCGUCACGAUUUUCAAAUAUUAGCCACAGACGAUAUAACGAAUGCAACGGCCGAUGUAACAUUGGAAAUAACCGAUGUCAACGAUUGGGAGCCAAGAUUUCGAGAGACUCACUAUGAAUUUGCUAUACCGAAAAGUCAAACUUUACAAUCGCGCUCGGUACCUUUGGAAGGAUUAAUGAUUGGAAAGGUAGAGGCAGCCGAUGGUGAUCGUAAUGACAAAUUGGAAUUGUCCUUGCGGGGCCAACAUGCUGGUCUUUUUGAGAUUGAUAAUAUCGGCAAUAUAUAUAUGCGUCCAGAACAAUUGCAUCAGUUGAAUGAAUCGGUUAUUCACCUUAUAGCUAUCGCCAGAGAUAGUGGAGUACCGCCACGUAGCACUUCUGUGCCCGUGACCGUUACAAUGGAAGGUGUAACUUUGGCCCAAUCAUCGUGGAGUAACAGUCUCUUAGCUAUGUUCGUUGCCUUGGUGGCUAUCUUCAUAAUCAUCAUACUGGCUUUAAUUUGUUGCAUAGUUCACUAUAAAAGCAAGACACGUAAAACAACACCCGCUUUGGCUCGUAGCAAUCGCGGUCAUAGCGGUGUUUCAUCAGCUAAUUUAAUGACACAUGAGAAAAUGACAAGCGGCAAUGGUAAUGGUGCUACGACUUCCAGCGGCAACGUUUCGGUUUUACAUAUGAAACGUAAUGGCGGCAACGUGACUAUGGCAAAUGGUAGCUAUCAAAGUAACGCGAUGGGUGCUGGAAUAUCAGGUAUGGGUGCUUCGGCAAUAUUGGCAGCCAGCUUAGAGAGAGAACGUGAAAGGGAAAGACAAAGGGAAAAUUACGCAGCCACUGUAAGAAGUAUAGUUUCUCGGGCCUCGGCUAACGGACAACUCUACGAGGAAGACGAAAUCGAAGAUGAUUCGUUGACAACGCAACAUCAACAUCAUCAAAUUUCUAGCGCAAACGCGAUACGAAGGAAGGCUGCCUGGGAAGCACCUCCAACCUCAUCGACUCAAGCAAACAGUGUCGCGGCCAUUACUUGCGCGGGUAAUGGCAGUUUAACGAAUAUGGGUGUUAAUGCAGAUACUUCCAAUUUGACUGACACAAUGGGAUCUUCCGAAAAUAAUUUAACCGUUUACUUUUAAAUAUUAUUAUUUGUGUUUUUUUUUUUGUUUUUGUACAUAAUUUUUUUUGUUA